AUGCCUGCCACUUAUAAUGCAUCAAGAAUAUCAGCCAUUCUAUCUUUAUGCGGAUUUAUAAUGGGUAUGGACGUCACAUCACUGGCGGUUUUCCUAGAUAAACCGUAUUUUAACGAUUACUUCCAUUAUCCAGGGCCGCUAGUACAAGGUGCGUUAAGCGGUGCUCACCCACUGGGAGGACUUACAGGCUGUUUGGUAUACAGCCUUCUGUGUGACAAAUUUGGUCGUGUUGGUUUGUUCCGUCUAGGUUCAUUAUUUUGGCUCAUGGGUUCGAUUAUCGCGGUGGGCUCAAUUAAUACUGCGAUGGUGAUAGCAUCUAGAUGGAUUAAGGGCACGAACGUCGGAAUUCUCUCCAUUCUGUUAACCGCCUACUGCAGUGAAGUAAUAUCUCCACAACGUAAGGGACGAACAUUAGGCUUCGUUCAAUUUGCCUGUUCUUUUGGAAUAUUGUCCAUGUUUUGCAUGUGCAUCUUACUGAAUCAUUAUUGGCAGGAAGAAUUGACCUUUCGACUUGCAUGGUCAUUAGAAACUUUACCAUGCCUUUUUUUUGUAUUUGGUUCACUGUGGUUACCAGAAUCCCCUACAUGGCUUACAACCGUAGGCCGGUAUGAGCAAGCCCAAGAGGUCCAAAACCACUUAGCUGUAGAGCAUAACCGUGUUUGCGGAGAAAAGACACCACAAAUGGAACUUCUCGAGAAACUAGAUUUGGCUGCCACACUAGAUGAUGCAUCUGAUGGAUUUUCCUACCUAGAUCUCUUUACAUUAAAAUACUUGCCCUUCACUGCAAUGGCAGCGAUUCUUCAACUACUUGUCCAAUUCAGCGGAAUUAGUGUUCUCAUGUAUUAUGCAGUUUAUAUUUGCGAAAUGGUAGGCCUCCAAAGUACCGUUAGAAGCACUGCCGCUGCCAUUCCAUACGCAAUCAACGUAUUGCUUACACUUUUACCACCACUUUUCCUCGACCGACUUCGUCGUAAGGACAUCACAUUAGCAGGUGCUUAUCCACUUGCACUAAUAAUGAUUUCACUCUCACUCACAAUGCUUCUACAAGGACAUCGUGUACAGGAACCAUUAGGUGGAAAUGCUGCUCUCACAUGGACGGUUAGCUCAAAAGGAGCACCCUAUGUGCUUUCACUGUGUUAUUUGUUUGUUUCCGUUUUUUCACUAACACUUGGUGCUGCACCCUGGCUCUACACAUGCGAGAUUCUACCUGUACGUGCUCGCAGCAAAGGACUCGCCGUCUCUAUGGCAGUGGGAUGGGCGACUAACUGUGUUCUCACCUUGGCCGCUCCCUGGCUAUUUGCACGGUUACAGUGGGCUAUUUUCCUCCUACUUGGCUCCGUCACAUUACUGAUUUCCGCAUUUAUUUGCGCAUAUUUCCCGGACACUGUUGAGAUUGCUGCCGCUACCGAUGAUGCCGCUGCUGCUUCCCGUAUCACUAAGCCCGAGAGAGCUAACUCCGAGAGUCCGGACCACGGUAGUUGUACUUUAUCCGGAAGUGAUGAUGAAAAUGGUGCAGAUAAGGAUCCUCACAAUACGCCGCACUACGUGAACGAUAGCCCUUCCAUGUCUCCUGUUGUAGGGCCAACCUUCAAAACUGCCACCACAGAAACUGGAUUGCAGAAGCAACUGCGGCACCAACAUCUACAACACUUGCAGUUGCAGAAACCGAUAGAGCUUUCAAUAGUGGAUGGCGCAUCACUCUAA
This is a messenger RNA of Zygosaccharomyces rouxii, 1704 nucleotides long. RefSeq lists its product as uncharacterized. The transcript has a single exon. NCBI's taxonomy places the organism in Eukaryota, Fungi, Ascomycota, Saccharomycetes, Saccharomycetales, Saccharomycetaceae. Gene Ontology annotation, cellular component: membrane. The coding region runs from base 1 to 1704 and encodes 567 amino acids. The record is from RefSeq and is a predicted model, not a curated record. Gene Ontology annotation, biological process: carbohydrate transport; transmembrane transport. Gene Ontology annotation, molecular function: carbohydrate:proton symporter activity.